CAGACGAAGACAAACAACAACAACCAUCUCCUUCUAUCCACUUGACCGACAACCAGCUACAUUCUAAUCGUCUAUCUAUUAUGCGUUCAAAGUUCAAGGACGAGCACCCCUUUGAGAAGAGAAAGGCGGAAGCCGAGCGAAUCAGGCAGAAGUAUGUCGACCGUAUUCCAGUAAUCUGCGAGAAGGUGGAGAAGUCAGAUAUCGCGACGAUCGACAAGAAGAAGUACCUCGUACCGGCUGAUCUCACUGUGGGUCAGUUCGUCUACGUAAUCCGUAAGCGCAUCAAGCUUUCUCCUGAGAAGGCAAUCUUCAUCUUUGUCGAUGAAGUGUUGCCUCCAACAGCCGCUCUUAUGAGCGCCAUCUACGAGGAGCACAAGGACGAAGAUGGCUUCCUGUACAUCACGUACUCUGGGGAAAACACCUUUGGUUUUGAGGAGCUCUGAGCGAAGUUCUCUGAUGACUCGACGUCCUGGUGUAGUGUCUUUCCUGUUCUUUUAUUGCUGUCUGUUUGGAGUAUGAGUCUCUCGGUGCUCGGUUACUUGGCUUUGCGGUGUUUUGUCUGGCUUUUGUUACGGUCGUAU
Molecule: messenger RNA, 581 nt
Organism: Saitoella complicata NRRL Y-17804
Lineage: Eukaryota; Fungi; Ascomycota; Saitoellomycetes; Saitoellales; Saitoellaceae
Product: microtubule-associated protein
Exons: 4
Coding region: 81-443 (120 amino acids)
Biological process (GO): macroautophagy; cellular response to nitrogen starvation
Cellular component (GO): fungal-type vacuole membrane; cytosol; autophagosome
Molecular function (GO): phosphatidylethanolamine binding
Source: RefSeq, a predicted model, not a curated record